GAGCCGGAUAAAUCCGUCAUCUCAACUCUUCACCGGUUGAACCCUCCCGUGACUGCCGCGCCACAAACGCAAGUCAGCAGUAGCCAAGAAGGUAAGAAAGCUAACCCCUUUGAUGAUUGGGGCCGGCCAAGGAGAUCUUCAACGGUCUCUCCCUGCAAAUAA
Messenger RNA from Pyricularia pennisetigena, 162 nucleotides. RefSeq lists its product as uncharacterized. The annotation marks the transcript as partial. The transcript has a single exon. NCBI's taxonomy places the organism in Eukaryota, Fungi, Ascomycota, Sordariomycetes, Magnaporthales, Pyriculariaceae. The record is from RefSeq and is a predicted model, not a curated record.